Arabis nemorensis is the source of this 975-nucleotide messenger RNA. Lineage: Eukaryota; Viridiplantae; Streptophyta; Magnoliopsida; Brassicales; Brassicaceae. The record is from the annotation of a GenBank genome assembly.
AUGGCGUCGAAGAAAUCCUUAGUUCGUAAUCUCUUCAACAUUUCCAAAACCUAUUCCCGGGUUUCGGGUCUUACCCGAAUGCGGCCGACAAAAUCCGACAUUACUCCAGACGCCGGAGAUUCUGGAAUCCGUCGGAGAUUUCUUCACAAGAGAGCAUUUUUCUCGCCGGAGAUAGUUCCAAGAGGAGGUAACAAUCUGAUGGAGAAACUCAGAGAAUUGAGUUUGACGAAUAACCGGAUUCGCCUUGACGAGAUGUUACCGCCGCCGACGCCGGAGAAGAAGAAGAAGACGACAUCUCCGGGAGGUUUUCCGGCGGUUACGGUGGAAGACGUGAAGAAGCUUAUGAGAGCAGCGGAAAUGGAGAUGGUGAAAUCGAGGCUUAGAGAGAUUGGGAAAAACUGGGUUCCUUAUUCGGAGUUUGUUCGGGUUUGCGGUGAAAACAAUUCGGAUCCUGAACAAGCUAACCGGGUCGCGAAUAUGCUUGACCAAGCUGGAAACGUCAUCGUUUUGGGAAACUUCGUCUGUCUUAAACCCGAAGAGCUAACAAGCGCCGUGGCUGGUUUAAUUCCGACGUACGAACCUACCGGAGACGCCGCAACAAGACAAGAGUUCGAGCAACUUGAGAUUAUAAAAUCAGAUAUUGACAAAAAAGCCGAUGAUUUGGUCCGGAAAGAGUUAUGGGCCGGAUUAGGCCUAAUUAUGGCCCAAACUGUUGGGUUUUUUAGGUUGACGUUUUGGGAACUAUCGUGGGACGUGAUGGAGCCAAUAUGCUUCUACGUAACUUCGACUUAUUUCAUGGCUGGUUAUGCCUUCUUUCUACGAACUUCGAAAGAACCUUCCUUUGAAGGUUUUUACAAAAGCCGGUUCGAGACGAAGCAGAAAAAGUUGAUGAAAAUGCUCGAUUUCGAUAUCGAUCGGUUUACCAAGUUACAGAAGAUGCAUCGUCGGGAUUUUACUAAAUCUGGUCGUUGUUGA